GAGGGGAGGGGGCAGUGCUGGGGGAAUUGUCCUGGCUCAGUGGUCUGAGGUCCCCAAGGCGGACUAUGCUAUCUGUAUGGCACUCUGUCCUGGCUGUGCCUGGCAGUCCCUGAGGCAGUGCUGUUUGUGCCUGUGUUAGCCAGAAUCCGCUCUUUUGUAGAAAGGUCUGGCUUCUCCAGUAAGUUGCAGGCAGCACUCAAAAGCCAGGAUGUCUGGCUUGUCGUAAAAAUUGAGGCUGUCUGGCCCUGCUCGUGUGCCAUGGGGCCGAGAAGGCUCAGACCUGGGGCACACGUGCAGAGUUAGGCCUGUCUCCAUGUCUCCCGGGUGUUUUGCUCUGGGCUGACAGAUGGGCAGCACUGAGUGGGAGCUGGAGGGGCCCUGCUGCCAGACUUGGGCAGAAUUUGUAACUGUAAUUCUAGAUGUCGCUUCUAUUUUUAGGUAGGAGACUGGGGUUAAGAGAUAGGCCUCCUUGAGGUGGUCAAGGAAAACGCGUGGUGGGGCAGGCCCAGGAGUGCCAGGGGUGUGGGUGAGAGGGCUGACACCUUCCCACUGGGGUCAGCUGGCAGGCUUGUUCCCGGGUGACUCCAGUUGUGUUCACCCUUCUGGAGGGACAUUCUGAGGUCCCAGAAGUUCGUAACAGUGGGAAAUAAAGAUAGGCUCUUGGCUGGGACCGUGGGAGGUAGGCGAGCAUGUGCUUAGAUGCAGGAAAAGCAGACAGCAACCCCAGUGCCACCGUCCUAGUUCUGGAUCCUGUGAGACGGGUGCCAGGAAGGGUGGCUCGAGGCAUCUGGGGAGCUGGUACAUCUCCACACGUAAAGCUCCCAGCUGUUGACAGGGAGCAGGAGAAGGAGGUGCAAAACCGGAAGAGAGGCAAGAGGCCGAGGGGGCGGCCGAGGAAGCACACCGUGAUGUCCUCCUGUGGCCGGCGCUCCAAGCUCAAGGAACCCGAUGCUCCCUCCCAGUCCAAAUCCAGCUCCUCCUCAUCCUCCACGUCCUCCUCCUCCUCCUCAGACGAGGAAGAAGACAGCGACUUAGAUGCCAAGAGGGGCCCCCGGGGCCGCGAAACCCACCCAGUGCCUCAGAAGAAAGCCCAGAUCCUGGUGGCCAAGCCAGAGCUGAAGGACCCCAUCCGCAAGAAGAGGGGACGCAAACCCCUGCCCCCAGAGCAGAAGGCGGCCCGGAGGCCUGUCAGCCUGGCCAAGGUGCUGAAGACUGCCCGGAAGGACCUGGGUGUCCCGGCUGGCAAGCUGCCCCCUCCUCUCAGUGCCCCAGUGGCGGGCCUGGCGGCCCUAAAGGCCCACACCAAAGAGGCGUGCGGCGGCCCAAGCAGCGUGGCCACGCCAGAGGACCUGAGUGGCCUGAUGAAGGGCGUAGCAGGGGGCCCUGGCCGCGGCGGGCUCAGCUGGCAGAGCUCCAUCGUGCACUACAUGAACCGCGUGAGCCAGAGCCAGGCCCAGGCCGCCAGCAGGCUGGCACUCAAGGCCCAAGCCACCAAGUGUGGCCUCGGGCUGGACCUGAAGGUGAGGACGCACAAGGGGGGGGCUGCGCUGAGCCCCCCGGGAAGCAAAGGCCCAAAGGCCCCCAGCAGCGGGGCUGCAGAGCAGAGGCCGGGAAGUGCAGGGGGGCCUCCGCACAUCCACGGCACCCAGCCGGCACCCACCCAGGAGCUGAGCCUGCAGGUCUUAGACUUACAGAGUGUCAAGAAUGGCACACCUGGGGUGGGCGUGCUGGCCCGCCAUGCCAUGGCCACCAAGAACAUCCCCACCACUGGAAAAGCCACCGGGGGUGGUCCUGUCCCAGGGAGCUUAGCCAGCAUGCCCACGGAUGCCAGCAAGAACGAGAAAGCCUCCAGGGCUACAGCCCUGCCCACCCCCGCGGGCUCUAAGAGGGACUGUGUCAAGGGCCGCUCUGCCGCCAGCGGACAAGAGGGCCAUGCGGCCCCAGGAGACGUGCACAAGGCAACGGGGCUGUCUGAGAUGAGCACCGGGGAGGAGAACAGCAGUUCGGAUUCGGACCCCGACUCGGCCUCGCUGCCUGCUGCUGGGCAGAACCUAUCUGUGUCUGUCCAGACCAGCCAGGACUGGAAACCCCCCCGCAGCCUUAUUGAGCAUGUCUUUGUCACCGACGUCACCGCCAACCUCAUCACUGUCACAGUGAAGGAGUCUCCCACCAGCGUGGGCUUCUUCAACCUGAGGCAUUACUGAAGCCUCUGCCCCAGCUGCUCGGGGCUCUGGUCCUACUUUGAUAAGUGACCUCGGUCUGGGUCAGGGCCAAGGGGUAGGUGGUCUUUAGCGCAGGCUUGGAGGGGCCUUCUCAGACCCAGCCUUGUCCCCGGACCUGCGAUGCUGAGGUCCCGCCUCGCUGCGUUCCUACCUCUCUGGGCUACCUCGCCUCCUCUGUUGCAGGAAGUCUCGCUGGCUGCACGUGGCUUGAACCUCCUGGAAGAGCAGGUUCCUUUAGUGCGGCCUGUGUGGCAGGGUGGCAGCUGCUUUUGCUCCCAUUUCCUGGGCACAAGUGUCCAAGGGCUUUUGCUGGUCCACCUGGACCAUUCUCAGAGAUGGGGUAUUGGGGUGGAGGCGCCAGUGGGACUAUUCCAGGGAGGGUCCCCGUUGCCACUGCUGGCGCCUGGCUUUAGUUGUUGGCAGCCAUGGGGUGGGACAGGGCCCCAGAGAGCUUGGCUUGGGCACCAUCUAGCUCAGCAUAACACCCACAGCCCCCAGAAAUCCAGUGUGGAUGGGAGGGGCUGGUCCCUGAGGUCUGGGAGCGGACAGAGCAAACUCACUGCCCCCCUACCCAGGGGCCCCCAGAGUGUGCAUCCUGGCUCUGUCUGGAAGAGGUGCUCAGGCUGAGUGAUGUUCUCAGUGAUCAGGCCUCCUCCACUGCUGGGAUUUGUCUGUUAAGAAAGGACCAGCUCGGCCCUGAGAAGCACCUCCACCCUGCCAUGGGAGCCCCCAGGCACCAGAGCAGGUGGCUACAGCAGGCUUCUUGUGCCUGCAGACGCUGGCUCUGGUCCCACUGGCCACCUGCCCACAUGGUGUCCCCGACAAUCCUCCCCUCCACCUUUAGGGCUCCGUGUUCCGCUCCUCCUCGGAGAAGCAGUGUCCCUGUGCCAUCUGAGGAAGGUCCAGGUGGCCAGCCUUCAUCCCAGAGGCCCUGUCUGUGCUCCCCAAACCCCCACAACUACGUCUUGGCACUGUUCUGUGUGGUCCAUGACCCUAUCAGAACUCUGUUCUGAGACUGGUAGCGGUGGAGGUGGCAGGCAGUCUAGCCACUGGGUCUUAAUGUUGCCAAAAAAGGAAAGCCAGGGAGGUGGGUCUUAGCUUUUCACUCCCUAGUCACAUGUAGUCGGCCAGGCCACCACGGUGGGGCAUAUUGGAGUCGCCUUGAUUGCCUAAAAGGCUACCCUCAUCCAAGCCAGGCUGGACCAGAGUGGGCCUACAGGCUGUGAGUACAGCAGCCCUGCAGCACCUCACCCGCCACGCCAGAUGGGGAGGGCGGCCUUUGUGUAGCCAAAUGGAUUUCAGCAAUGUGCCUUUGCGGGUAGGGCUGUGUGGAGGGCUGCCCAGGUGUACAUCCAGCUCCAGCAUGCGGUGGCCUCGCUGCUGCUUCAGAAACUGCCCACCCCUGCAGACUGGAGGGCGCGGAUGCCCGGCAGCUGUGCUGGAGCGUGUUCAGGGCGGUCCAGGAGGAACCACCGCCCACCAGGGAGGGGAGGUUGCAGCCUGAUGGACAGCUGGCAGAGAUGGCCCACUGCUGCCACCCCAUUCCGUACCCGGCAGCCAGACUGCCUCCUUCAGGGACCUCCAGUUCCACAGCUGCCAGGCUCCUCACACCCUUUGGGGUGGCCCUGGGGUUCCAGGAGCUGUGGGAGAAGUGGGGGUGCUCUCCCCGGCGGCCAGGUCUCGCCAGCCCGUUUGGUGCCUUUUGUUUACCAACUACUUCAGUCCCAAAGUCGAAUCUGCAACCUUCCUCCAGCUGCUUUGCCUUUCCGUGUUUUCCUGGUGUCACGACCCAGAGGUUCUGCUGGGAAGCGCGCACACAGGCACGGGCACCCCAAGAGCGGCCCCAGGUGCUCAGAGGUCUGUUUACCAAUAAAUAAAAGUAGUACCUUUAUGUUUUUAUUUGCUGCUAUCUGUGUGUGUGUCGCUAGGCAGGGCCAUAUCUCACAAUGUGUCGUUAUCCCUGAGGGCCCCUCGGGAGCUGUGCCAUGUGUUUGUAUAUUGAGUGGAUGUUUGGACCCCCGUCUCGUCCCCUGUGUUGGACAGAAGAAGCGGCCAGUCUGCCCUCUGUUUUAGAGGUGUCGGCGUAUUUUUGUAUGUAUUUUUGGUACCAAAAAGAGCAUUCCUUGUUCUGGUCACACUCAGAAUCCUGACCCGUCCGGAGAGGACUCUGGGCCUGGGGCCUUCAUUAGGGGGAGAGGCAAGCAACAGAACUCUGAGCCAGUGCCAAUCACUGGCUUGAUUUGUGGUUUUUAAUUUAAAACACGUAUGCCACUUGUAAUUGCUUUAAACUAGGGCUGUUUGCUUUCUGAGCAGAGGACAAAAGUGUGGAUGUGAUCGCCCUGGGAAAACUUGGUCUCUGGGAACAGGGCAGCAGCCCCAUGUUAAUCCAGAUCGGGCCAGUUCAUGGGGAUGCCCUCCCAGGGUGCCCAUGGUUGGGAGGAGGCCUGGCACAGGAGAAGGUAGCGCCAGGUUUGUGCCCCGCGGCUUCCUGUGGCUGCGCUUACUAGGGUUUGUGGAAACUAACACUAGCCUAGGAGCCUAGGUUGCGGACUUUUUAGGCUGAUGUUAAUUUAUUUUGCGGGGAAAUACUUAGUAGAUGGUGUCAUGGGACUUCUUUUGUUAACACUUAGUAUAUCAAUAAAUCUAUUUUUAAGCA
Molecule: messenger RNA, 4878 nt
Organism: Tupaia belangeri chinensis (Chinese tree shrew)
Lineage: Eukaryota; Metazoa; Chordata; Mammalia; Scandentia; Tupaiidae
Product: chromobox protein homolog 2
Exons: 3
Coding region: 690-2204 (504 amino acids)
Biological process (GO): negative regulation of transcription by RNA polymerase II
Cellular component (GO): heterochromatin; PRC1 complex
Source: RefSeq, a predicted model, not a curated record